Messenger RNA from Populus trichocarpa (black cottonwood), 3207 nucleotides. Its product is annotated as pre-mRNA-processing factor 39-1. The record is from RefSeq and is a predicted model, not a curated record. Gene Ontology annotation, biological process: mRNA 5'-splice site recognition; RNA processing. Lineage: Eukaryota; Viridiplantae; Streptophyta; Magnoliopsida; Malpighiales; Salicaceae. The transcript has 14 exons. Bases 211 to 2703 code for a protein of 830 amino acids. Gene Ontology annotation, cellular component: commitment complex; U2-type prespliceosome; U1 snRNP. Gene Ontology annotation, molecular function: protein binding.
GUCGGCACCUCACUUUGCUCUCGCGCCUCUCGGUGUUUCUGGAGUUUAGUUACCCACCAAAAUCCGAAACUCAAAAAAGCAACCCAAAACCCAAAGCUCUCUCAAUCAAUAUUAGAGAGGCCAAACUCUAAUCUAGAACUUUCUAUCGAGCCAAACGCGGCGUCGUUUCUGCACUACCAGCUUAUACUGUAGCAGUACAAGUUGUAGAGUAUGGGAGAUAGUGAGACAGUAGUAACUGAACCAUCUGCAGUUAUGGAUUAUACAGCGGCUGGCUAUCCUUCUACUGGCUAUGCUGAUGCCAUUUCAAAUGUUGUUCCUGGUCCCGGUGUUUACACUGCAGAGGGUACUGGGAAUUUCACUGCUUCUUUUGUUGCAGCGCAGGCAGCUUAUACUGGAAAUGCAUAUGGUACAGAUUCUACUUCUGUUGUGCUAGAUGGUCAUGUAGAGGCAACACAUGGGACAGAGGCAGUUGUUGGAAUGGACAGUACUACUAACAAUGCAGCUGUGGCAGAAAAUGCAUCUAUUGCGCCACCUCAAGCUUCUGGGUAUGAUUCAGCUGUAAAUGGAAACAUCGGUGCUGAAGCUGGAGUUGUGGUAUCAGUUGAGAAUGGAAAUGCUGGAGAGGUUGUGGGUGGAGCUGAUGCUGUGCAACAGUUCGUGGAUGGUUCUGUGCCAGAAAUGUCAGCUGAAGAAGACCGGCUGUGGAACAUUGUGAAGGCUAAUUCUUUGGAUUUUGAUGCAUGGACUGCCUUAAUAGAUGAGACAGAGAAGGUGGCUGGGGACAAGAUAUUGAAAAUUCGAAAAGUGUAUGAUGCUUUUUUGGGUGAAUUUCCAUUGUGUUAUGGAUAUUGGAAGAAGUAUGCAGAUCAUGAAGCACGCCUUGGUUUUAUGGACAAAUUUGUGGAGGUCUAUGAACGGGCUGUUCUCGGGGUCACGUACUCGGUGGACAUUUGGUUGCACUAUUGCAUGUCUGCCAUAUCCAUGUAUGGAGAUCCAGAAACCAUUAGAAGGCUUUUUGAGCGAGGAUUAGCUUAUGUUGGAACAGAUUAUCUGUCUUACCCCCUUUGGGACAAGUACAUCGAAUAUGAAGAGGUGCAUGCAGAGUGGGGCCGUGUUGCCAUGAUUUAUACCCGGAUAUUAGAGAUUCCUAACAGAAAGCUGGAUGAUUAUUUCAAUAGAUUUAAGGCUUUUGCUGCAAGUCGACCUUUAGCAGAAUUAAGGACUGCUGAGGAAGCAGCUGCUGCUGCUGCUGCAGCACGUACACUUCUGGAGGAUGGUGGCCAAGCAGAUGAGGGAGAGGUCCAUCCUGAUGCAGCUGAACUGCCUUCUAAACCUGUAAGUGCUGGCUUAGGAGAAGCAGAGGAGUUGGAGAAGUAUAUCGCCGUUAGAGAAGAGAUAUAUAAGAAAGCUAAAGAGUUCGAUUCUAAGAUCUCUGACUUUGAAAAUGCUAUUAGGAGGCCCUACUUUCAUGUGCGGCCCCUUAAUGUCGCAGAGCUUGAAAAUUGGCAUAACUAUUUGGAUAUGAUAGAAAGAGAGGAUGACUUCAAUAAGGUGGUCAAGCUAUAUGAAAGAUGCAUAAUAGCAUGUGCCAAUUAUACCGAGUAUUGGAUACGCUAUGUCUUGUGCAUGGAAGCCUAUGGGAAUAUGGAUCUUGCAAAUAAUGCUCUCGCUCGUGCAACUCAAGUAUUUGUCAAGAGACAACCAGAGAUUCACCUUUUUGCGGCGCGCUUCAAAGAGCAAAAUGGGGAUAUACCUGGUGCUCGAGCUGCAUACCGAGUUGUGCAUGCUGAAAUUGCCCCUGGUCUUCUUGAAGCAAUCACUAAGCAUGCAAACAUGGAGCAUCGGUUGGGGAAUCUUGAAGAUGCCUUCUCCUUAUAUGAGCAGGCCAUAGCCAUUGAAAAGGGAAAAGAGCAUUCACAAGUGCUGCCAGCAUUGUAUGCACAAUAUGCCCGGUUCAUAUAUUUGGCAUCAAAAAAUGUAGAGAAAGCGAGAGAGGUUCUAGUGGAAGCACUUGAGAAUGCCCAAUUUUCAAAGCCACUUCUUGAGGCCCUGAUACAUCUCGAGACAUUUCUGCCACAGCCGAAACGAAUCGAUUAUAUUGAUUCGUUGGUUGAUAACUUCAUUUUGACCAGCUCGGACAGUGUCAAUGCUGCUAGUGCUUCUGAGAGGGAAGAGCUGUCUUGCAUUUUCUUGGAGUUUUUAGGUAUCUUUGGAGAUGCUCAAUCUAUAAAGAAGGCUGCUGAUCGGCAUGCCAAGUUCUUCUUACCCCACAGUAGCAAGUCAGAAUUGAAAAAGCGCCAUGCAGAGGAUUACCUUUCUUCGGAUAGGGAAAAAAUAGCCAAACCCUACUCUGAUGCCACCUCACCCGCGCAGUCUCUGAUGGGGGCAUACGCAAGUGCACAAAAUCAAUGGACAGCUGGUUAUGGCUUACAGCCUCAAGCCUGGCCACCAGCCACACAAGUACAGGCGCAACAGUGGACUCCAGGCUAUAACCAAGCUGCAUAUGGUGGUUAUGGAGGCAGCUAUACUAGCCCUCAAGUUCCUACAUCAGGUGCACAAGGUGCUGCUUAUGGUGCUUAUCCUCCUACCUAUCCUGCCCAGGCUUUCCCGCAACAGAGUUACGCGCAGCCACCAGCAGCAGCAUUGACUCCAGCGCAGCAGCCAGCCUCUGUUCCACAACCUUACUAUGGGAGUUACUACUGAUCUGGCAGGAAUUAUCCUGCGUGUAUCCUUCUCUUCCUUUGUGCCCAUCUCUUUGCUGAAUCUACUCGUAACAUUGGGUUUUUUUUUUGGAACAAGGGGCAGCAUGGUGUGGUGUAGGAAAAAAUGCAGACAAGGGAGAGGAAGAUGAGAAAGUAAUCUCUGUAGGUAGCGGUUGUACUUAGGUGAACGAUUAAGAUCUUUUGCCCUUAUCCCUCCCCCCGUGUUCAUAACAUUUGUCUUGCACACGUACAAGAACGUAAAUAUGCUCGGAAAAUGGUUGAUUCCUUUAGUUAGUUGGUCUCAAAUCCUCUCGAUUUUGGUGGUGGUUCACGCAACUAAACUCCUGUUGAUGGUGGUUGUGCUUGCUGUGAGUGUCUCAGGGAGUAUUUUUAGUUUAGAUCAGUGUGCGGGUCGUGUUAAAUCUCUCUUUUUUAUUUAAUAUGUAAGAAGAAAUGUUUAGGCAAAUUAAAACAAAUUAUAAAAGCUAACUGAGUGAAUUUGUCA